Molecule: messenger RNA, 1983 nt
Organism: Mesorhabditis spiculigera
Lineage: Eukaryota; Metazoa; Nematoda; Chromadorea; Rhabditida; Rhabditidae
Source: the annotation of a GenBank genome assembly
AUGGAAACUGGCGGAAUCUUUUGCCUAAAAGAACAGGGGACCAUCGGCAUUUCUGGAUGGGCCGCAAAUCAUCAGAAUCUCUUUUCCGAGCCCUUUAGCUACAGUUCGGCAACACAACGCCACUUCUUGGCAAAGAUUCGGGACCUCCAAAUCGAUACGCUACCUACGCUACCGAAAAAAGCGUUUGCCGUUAGGAAUUUUGGCCCGGCUUUGGUGGCCGUGGAUGGGCGAUUGCAUGUGAAGACCGAGGGGGAAAGGGAAAUCACCGUGACCUCUGUGGCAUUUGGUGCCCAUCGUACUGCUCUUAUCGACACUUCCGGUCAACUGUGGACCCUUGACAACAGAGAGAUCCAGCCCGGAGCGAGGAGCAUCUUCCUCAAAAAAGCCGUCUUCAUGGGCGGAUUCCGGAAGUGUACAAAAGUCGUGGCCGGAAGAAAUCACUUCCUGGCGUUGGUCAUCCGCGACGACGCACUACAAACGACAGCCAGCGCCGAGUUGGAAGACAACAUAUCGGAUAUUUUUGAGAAAAAUGAGGCACAUUUCCAAAAUUGCCCGGAGUGCCAGGACAACGGCAAGAUGCGGCUAUCAAAGACGAUGCGGGCUGCGGAUCAGGAGCACGACCUGAUGGCGAUGCUGGAGAACGACUUCGAGAUCGUCAACCUGGCACAGCAGACGGAUAAAAAUAUUAUUAUGCGCGAGAGGAGGGCAUCGUUGGGAAGACAUCGCCACAGUUCCACCCCGAAUCGCGUGAAGCAGCUCAAGUCGGCCAGCUCGUCCUCGGGCAGUCGUGUCAACUCAUUUUGCGAUGAUUUAAAGGACCCAGGCAGCACGAUGAGCUUCCUCUCCGUCGAUCGUUUGUCUCUGCAACUCCAUCAAGAAGAAUCUCCACCCGACAGCCCGGAGGUGACCAAAAAGCUUCGCCGCGAGAAUUUCCAUCUGUCCGACGACUUCGUGGAGGUGUGGAGCUGGGGCGAAAAUCAGAAGGGGCAACUCGGUCAUGGCGAUUUGCUGAAUAGGCUGGAACCCUUCCCAAUCUCCCUCCUCACUGAACACCAUAUUGUCGACGUUGCUUGCGGAGAUGAGUUCUCUCUAGCGCUAACCGCUACGGGGCAGAUCUACGCCUGGGGCGAACCGUUCCAGAACAACCUCCCCAGCCCGAACAGCACCAGCCCGCAGGUCUUUCGGGUUGGCUACGACCAGUACGGCUUGGACAUCUCGGCCUCCGCUAACCGGGCCACGCUACUCAUCGCCAGCCCACUGGGCCCAACCCAUGUUUUGGUGUGCCAACCUGAUCAGGCGGAUAACAAGAUGACAAUCCAGAAGCUGCCGCAGUUCGUGCAGGGCCACACCUGCACCUCCAUCGAAUCGUUCCAAUCCGCAAUCGGCUUCUCCAGUGCGGCGAGGACCGUCGCUGUCGAAGAAUCGUUUACGCUAUGGAAUUUGGCGGUGCGGUUCGGGCGGCUGCUCCGCUCGCUGACGCGCGUCAGCCAGAAGAUACACGAAAAUUGUCGCGCAUCCUGUGCCGAGGAUCAGAGCGCUACGGUAGCGGAUUUGCUGCAUAAAUUCCACCUGGCUACUUCGGGGGCGGCAGAUGCGCUGGCCAGGCUAUCAGGCUCCAUUCGGCACGCCAUCGCCGACCGCGAGGAGUUCAGCCCUAUCAAAUGUCUGCUACAAGCAACUUCUGAAGAUAUCCUCGCCCCGCUGGGCCACUACUUUGAGGCGUUCAGCGACGCGAUGGCGCUGGGAUGUUUCAAUGGCAUCGUUGUCAGCUCCGAAGCCGACGAGCUGAUCGGUCGGCUCUGCCUCGAGUUCGGCGCCGACAGCGACUCUCUAUCCUCCCGAGUCCGCAAGAUUUGUAUUAAAGCCACCGACUUCCUGACCACGCUGAAGUGCAACGCCACCGAGAUGAUGGUGCUCGAAUCGGUGGGUUUUUUGGGGGGCAAAAAUGCCGUGUUUUCGACAUGGUGUAAGUAUUUGAUGUUC